Messenger RNA from Penicillium pulvis, 1059 nucleotides. RefSeq lists its product as uncharacterized. The transcript has 3 exons. The record is from RefSeq and is a predicted model, not a curated record. Bases 1 to 1059 code for a protein of 352 amino acids. NCBI's taxonomy places the organism in Eukaryota, Fungi, Ascomycota, Eurotiomycetes, Eurotiales, Aspergillaceae.
AUGCCGUCGAUCACCCCCAUCAUCGUUGCCGCAAUCCUCGGCUUCGUGCACUUAGCCCACAGCCAGACCAAUAUCACAGCCAGUGCUUGUGCAGCCUCAUCCGUUUACUCGACCUGCAAUCGCGACGUCGCAGACAAGUGGAGCUCCUGCCUAAGCAAAUGUAAUGGCGACGCCAAUUGCAGCGUAGACUGUGGCUGUGUCGCGCACCAAGAGUAUAUCAACUGCAUGGCCCACUCAUGCUGGAACCAGGUCUACUCAUGCGAAUACCAACUCUUCGUCCAGCAGUAUUUCGCCAUCUGCCCCAGCGCCAUCGAGCCAAUCCCCUUCUGGCCAGCCCCAGAUGAUGCGCCGAACCGCUGCUCCUGUGAUCUAGGCAAGGUCCUCCAAAGCACAUUGACCGCACGGAAGGAACAAGUCUCCUGUAUCAUGAACGUGACCGACCAAAUAGUAAACACCGCCACAAGCGCCGUAACAAAUCUAGGCAACCUAGCCAACAUCGCCAACAAUGCUUACACAGCUACGGAGUGUGCAUGCUGCGGAAGCAGCGCCAGUCUCUCAGCUUCCUGGCAAGUCUGCCCAAACACAGUCCCCCGCCUCGCAGGCGCAGAUCUCUGGGGCAUAUUCUUCCCAUCCGACUACCCAAAUCUUUACGACUCGAUUCCAAACUUUGCCUGGGACUCCUGCGACAGCUCGCUUAGCUCAACGGAUUGCCAGAAUAUCGGGUUCACGGAUCCUUCGGAUAAAUUCUAUAGACCGGGCGAUUUCCCUUCGAAUGGUACUUCGACGCUCAGUAAUGUUGGUGGAACGGUUUCGGCGCCGCCUAGUGGGACGGUGAUUACUUGGUCGCAGUCUACUAAUACGUGGACUGUUACUGCUACUGGAUAUGAUGAUAAGGCUGUUGCUAGUCAGAGUGAGUAUCGGGCUACGGCUACGGGGACUGGAGCGUUUGCAACGGAGACGUCGACUUCGACUUCCACUUCUGACAGCACUAGUGCGGGGGCUGUGAUUAGGCCAGGGAUUCUUUGGGUUGUUGGAAUUGUGGGGAUUUUGGUGAUGUGA